GGACAGUGGCCUCUGCUUUCACUGCCCUGCUCAGGGAGAGCCAGAGGACCUGCCCUUCCCGGACGGGAAUACCCCAUGAGUGAAAAGUCCGUGGCACACCAGCCUGCCGCCCAUCCCAGUGUGCUCUCGAAACUGCGGUAUGUCCUGUCUGUCCUGCAAUUUACCUACCCUACCCUUUUUCAAGGGUGGCAAACAUUGGUGGGUGGACUUCUGCUUCACAUCUCCUGGAAGCUGGGCUGGGUGGAGAUAAACUUAUGUUCAAGGUCUGAAAUCCUGUCAUGGCUUCCUGCAUCAGUGCUUUUUGUGGGCAUUAUUUAUGCUGGCUCCAGGGCACUUUCUAGAUUGCCAAUCCCAAUGUUCCUCACUGUGCACAACGCAGCAGAAGUCAUAACCUGCGGGUUCCAGAAGUUUGUGCAGAAAGAGCAGACCUCUCAUCUGAAAGUCUGUAGUGUGCUGUUCCUCCUGGUAGCAGCAGUGUGCCUUCCUUUGUGUGACACACAGUUUGAUGCAAAUGGAUAUUUAUGGGCUCUAAUUCACUUGAUCUGUGUUGGGGCUUACAAAGUAUUUCACAAGUUGUGGAAACCAGGAUCUUUAAGUGAUCUGGACCAACAGUACAUCAACUAUGUAUUCAGUGUAGUGCUGUUGGCCUCUGCAUCCCAUCCAGCAGGUGAUCUCUUCAGUGCCUUGGAUUUUCCAUUCCUGUACUUCUAUAGGUUUCACAGCAGCUGCUGUGCCAGUGGACUGUUGGGAUUCUUUCUGAUGUUGCAUGCAGUGAAGCUAAAAAGCAGCACAACCUCAGGGCAAUAUGCAGCCUGGAGUUUCCUUGCAAAGGUUAUCACUGCUAGCUUAUCACCACUCUUCUUUGUCAUGACUGCCAAUGUACUAACAAUUUCUUGCCUUGUGAUCGGUGGAGUUGGAGAAGCAUUGCUUGUUUACACUGAAAGGACAGGCACAUAAAGAGGAACCAGAUCUCACCAGCUGGAAAAGAGCUGACUUGCAACCUAGAGACACUACCAUGAAAAAAAAGUGGCAGCAGGAAUGAAGAAGUGCAACCAAACAUGAGGAAAGGGAUCUAUUUUUUUUAAUUAAGAAAAUAACCUAUGCUAUUAAUAGUGCUGGUAAGGGAGCAGCAUGGUUGGCAAAGAUGGUAAGGAGCCUUUGCCUCAAAGCACAAGACAAACUAUAUCAGAUUGAUGUGGUAAAGGAAAAACUGCACUGUCUCAUGCAGAAACAGCUCAUGCUCUGUGUGAGCACCACUCAGUAGCAGCUUCUUGCACAGGGAAUUAAACUCAGGAAAAGCAGCAUUCCCCACUGGAUGCCCCCAGUGGUUUUUUUGUUUGAAGCAGACAGCAGGUCAUACCAAACAAUGUCAGACCCCAGAUCCUGCCAUAAAUUCAGGAUCUGGAAGGAUGGAUUUUGCCUCCAACUGUUCUGUAAGCAGCAAGCUGCUACACACAGGUCUCUAGUCAUGUUGUCUGAACUGGCACAGGGACUGAGGCCAAGGGGCUUGUGGAGAUAAUCCCCUUCUGGAACUGUGGCAGUUUGACAGCUUUGCAGAAAGGGAAAAUCAGCAAUAAAUCUCAAUAUCUGUA
Messenger RNA from Sturnus vulgaris (Common starling), 1592 nucleotides. The record is from RefSeq and is a predicted model, not a curated record. NCBI's taxonomy places the organism in Eukaryota, Metazoa, Chordata, Aves, Passeriformes, Sturnidae.